Osmerus eperlanus (European smelt) is the source of this 3044-nucleotide messenger RNA. It is a transcript of the gene wnt6b, whose product is annotated as wingless-type MMTV integration site family, member 6b. The transcript is spliced from 4 exons. Gene Ontology annotation, cellular component: extracellular region. NCBI's taxonomy places the organism in Eukaryota, Metazoa, Chordata, Actinopteri, Osmeriformes, Osmeridae. Gene Ontology annotation, molecular function: frizzled binding; cytokine activity. Bases 486 to 1646 code for a protein of 386 amino acids. The record is from RefSeq and is a predicted model, not a curated record. Gene Ontology annotation, biological process: multicellular organism development; cell fate commitment; canonical Wnt signaling pathway.
GUAUAGAAAAAUAACCGUCAUCCUAUUUCAAUGCGUGAGAGCUACGCAAAAAAAAACGAAAAAAAAAAAAAACGAUGAUACUGAGGCCAAUUUCAGUUAAUGCUUUUGCGCCAUAACGUCAACAUCGAUAGUCCUCCUGGAAUCUUCUGGGGUUUACUUCCCUGCCCUGGCUCUGGCUCCAUUCCAUCACCCUCAGGCUCCAGUAUCCUUGCUGCCAGAUUAAAAUCGCUGUGCUAUUGGAAUUUGGGUGUAAGACGCAAGGUUUUUGUCACCUUUUCCUUUGGGGUUUAAAGUUUGAAAUUGUUUGCCAGAGACACGACAAUGAAGAGGUUAACGCAUUCCAUCACGGAAAUCGCCAUACUCUGACCAAGUUAUCAAACGUUAGUGAUGAGACCGGAGAAGAUCCCGUCGGGUUUCCUGCGCACCAGUAUUUGGCGGUGCUGCUGACUCCUGCAGUGUGGUCGACCGAGUCCGCGAGACAUCCCAUGAAAAACAAACAACACCUUAAUUGUAUUUGGGAGAGGCGGUGCUCGGUUUGGAACUUUGAUAUAGAGUUGUUGUUGCUCUUUCUCAAGGAUACACUCAUCAUGACGAUUCCAUUAUCUCGGAUUCAACUUGCUCUGUUCUUCAUCCUUCUUUGUCCUGUCAAUAUCAUCGGACUAUGGUGGGCGGUGGGCAGUCCUCUGGUCAUGGAUCCCAACAGUAUCUGCAGGAAGACAAAGCGCCUGGCUGGCAAACAGGCAGAACUGUGCCAGACCCAGCCAGAGAUUGUCAGCGAGGUGGCCAAGGGCGCCAAGCUAGGCGUCCGGGAAUGUCAGUACCAGUUUCGCUAUCGUCGGUGGAACUGCACCAGUCAGAACAAGUACUUUGGCAAAAUACUCCAACAAGACAUCCGCGAAACAGCGUUCGUGUACGCCAUCACAGCGGCGGGGGUGACCCACACGGUGACCCAGGCCUGCAGCAUGGGAGACCUGCUCCAGUGCGGCUGCGAGGCCACCCGCAGCCGAGCGCCUCCCCGGCCCGCCUCCUCCGGCGAGGGCGUCAAGUGGGAGUGGGGCGGCUGUGGGGACGACGUGGAGUUCGGCUACGAGAAGUCCAAGCAGUUCAUGGACGCCAAGAGAAAGAAGGGGAAGAGCGACAUCCGAACGCUGAUCGAUCUGCACAACAACGAGGCCGGCCGCUUGGCGGUCAAGAACUACAUGAGGACUGAGUGUAAGUGCCAUGGGCUGUCUGGCUCCUGUACUCUCAGAACAUGCUGGAAGAAGAUGCCCCACUUCCGGGAGGUGGGCGACCGCCUGCUGGAGCGCUUCAACGGCGCCUCCAAAGUGAUGGGCGGCAACGACGGCAAGACCCUCAUCCCGGUGGGCCAGAACAUCAAACCCCCGGACAAACAGGACCUUAUCUACUCGGCGGAGUCACCUGACUUUUGCCUGCCCAACCGCAAGACAGGCUCACUGGGCACGAGGGGCCGCAUGUGCAACAGCACCGCGAUGGACGUGAGUGGCUGUGACCUUCUGUGCUGUGAGCGCGGCUACAGGGAGGAGACGGUGGUGUUUGAGGAGAACUGUCUGUGCCGGUUCCACUGGUGCUGCGUGGUGCAGUGCAAGAAGUGUUCUGUGAGGAAGGAGCUCAGCCUGUGUCACUAGGAGACCUCCAUCUGCAACCUGAGAAACAUGUGAAGAGUUGGGAGUCUCCUCUGUUAACUAGAAUUACGCUCUGAGAAACAAGCUUCCACACUUCAGUCGUUGAACAGGAGAGCCCUGGGAGAACAGUGUCUGAUCUAGGAUCCCCCGGGCUGUGACUCUUCAGGGGAGCUGUUCUACGUGGUCCCUGCGCUCACUGAGAGAGUGAGGCUCCAUCCAUAUGGGUUCUAGAAACCUGACAGCUGGACCUCCUACUCUUCUGGACCCCACAUCUACCGCUGACUAAGCUCUGCUUAGUGGGAAGCUGAAUAUCACCUUAUACCCCAAAUCUCAUCUCCCAGAACAGAAUGUUGGGGAACUUCUCAUAGAAGACUAGCGGGAGACUUGUUUUCCCACAAGGUUCUCAGCAUUUGGUACAGAUCGUUUCACAUGUAGAACGGAAGCUUCUUCUCAAACCACUUCACUAAAUUCCCCCACCUUGAACCUUUAGAAUUGUCCAUCGACCCAGACUAAAACCUGAACCAAAUGUUCUCACUUUAACCUAAGAACAAGUCAGGCCCAAAGAGAAAUGAGCAGCAAUCUGUCAUUAGAUACUGUAAAUAUUGCUGUAAAGCACACAGAGUCAGUCAUGUUACUGUGGUGGCAGUUGUAACCAAAGAUUUAAGUGCCACUAAGACACAGACUUUGAAUGAAGUUAGCUAGGACUAAUAUCAGAUACAAAUGCUAUGACUUAUACAGUACUAGAUUGAUAGUGCCAUAUUUUUCAUAUAACAAAUCAUAAUUUAAGACAAAUGGACGUUAGCAUUUGAACAUACCCAACAUGGAGGACAGCUUUUCUUGUAUCAAUGACAAUUUGAAAAAAAAGGGAAUCCCAGGGUUGUCCAAGGACUACCAACUUGCUGGAUGCUGAUGAGUUUGGUUGACACCAAAGACUGUUUAUUUAUAAACCUUCGAUAACAAGACUACUCAUAGUGGUAACAUGAGGAACGUGCCUACCAUCUCUUUUAAAAGCACUUUGGAUAUGGGAGUGUAAACCAUAUGUUAACAUUGUUUCUAUUCGUUUGAGUAGUUUGUAGAUGAAAAGAGAAUGUUUUUUUUUUUUUUUUUUAUGGUUCAGUAUAAAGAAAGUAUGAUAUUAUAUUUUGUUUAUUCGUUUGAUAUACAGGGCUUUUGUAAUGCACUUUCAAUCAAGCUUUUGGUGUGUGUAGUCAUAUUCUGCAGAAUGGCCAGUUGUUUUCACAUCCAAUAGACCCAGACAUUUGUGUGGUUGAGUUGAUAAAUGUUGUUUUUUAAAAGCACACUUCCUCUGACAUGACCCUCUGUCAAAGUUCUAUAUGACAGGCAGAUCAGACUUUCUUGUUUUGUUGCUUGUUUUGUGGGAAUAAAACCUUCUGUCUCCAA